GGGGCGGCUUCGCCCACGCUACAGCCCCGAGGCGCGGCCAGCGCAGCAGCGCCGGGACUCCGCUCCAUCCCCGCCGCUCCGUGCCCACCAUCCCCGGCUCUCCGAGCCUACCAUCCCCGGCUCUCCGAGCCCACCAUCCCCGGCUCUCCGAGCCCACCAUCACCGUCUCUCCGAGCCCACCAUCACCGUCUCGCCGUUCCCAUCCCCAUCGCUCCCUGCCCACGCCCGCGGCCCCGUUCCCCGCUCGCCCCCCGGGAUGGGCUCUCCCCCCGCCGCCCUGGCGCUGCUGGGUCUCGCCGCCGCCUGCGCCGCGGUGCCGCUGCCGCUGCCCGACGCCGGCCCGCACGUCAACUACGGCUGGGGGGAACCCAUCCGGCUGCGGCACCUCUACACCGCCAGCAAGCACGGGCUCUUCAGCUGCUUCCUCCGCAUCGGCGGCGACGGCAGGGUGGAUGCGGCCGGGAGCCAGAGCCCGCAGAGUCUGCUGGAGAUCCGCGCCGUGGCCGUGCGCACCGUGGCCAUCAAGGGCGUGCGGAGCUCCCGGUACCUCUGCAUGGACGAGACGGGGCGGCUGCACGGGCAGCUCAGGUAUUCCACUGAGGACUGUUCCUUUGAGGAGGAGAUCCGCCCAGACGGCUACAACGUGUACAGGUCCAAAAAAUACGGAAUAUCGGUGUCCUUGAGUAGCGCCAAGCAAAGGCAACAGUUCAAGGGAAAAGAUUUUCUCCCACUGUCUCAUUUCUUACCAAUGAUCAACACUGUGCCCAUGGAGUCCACAGACUUUGGGGAAUACGGGGAUUACAGCCAGGCCUUUGAGCCAGAGGUGUAUUCCUCGCCUCUGGAAACGGACAGCAUGGACCCCUUUGGCAUCAGCUCCAAACUGUCCCCGGUGAAGAGCCCCAGCUUUCAGAAAUGACUCUGAUCACACACAGGUUUUUACAGAAAUGUUGCAGAGUACUUUUUUUAGUGUUUCAUGUGGUAAUAUUUGGAACUUUUUUGUACGGGGCCAGCCUUUUCCUUUCAAUGUGUUGUACCUGUGGGAGAUGAGUG
Pseudopipra pipra is the source of this 1050-nucleotide messenger RNA. It is a transcript of the gene FGF19, whose product is annotated as fibroblast growth factor 19. The record is from RefSeq and is a predicted model, not a curated record. Gene Ontology annotation, biological process: fibroblast growth factor receptor signaling pathway; positive regulation of gene expression; positive regulation of cell population proliferation. Gene Ontology annotation, cellular component: extracellular region; cytoplasm. Gene Ontology annotation, molecular function: fibroblast growth factor receptor binding; growth factor activity. Bases 257 to 916 code for a protein of 219 amino acids. NCBI's taxonomy places the organism in Eukaryota, Metazoa, Chordata, Aves, Passeriformes, Pipridae. The transcript is spliced from 3 exons.